This is a messenger RNA of Saccostrea cuccullata (small rock oyster), 2411 nucleotides long. RefSeq lists its product as uncharacterized. The record is from RefSeq and is a predicted model, not a curated record. The coding region runs from base 1 to 2052 and encodes 683 amino acids. Lineage: Eukaryota; Metazoa; Mollusca; Bivalvia; Ostreida; Ostreidae. The transcript has a single exon.
AUGAACCACAUUCCCCGUCUAUCAGAAGUCCUGUAUGUCGGACUGUGUCAUAAGAUAGGGACACCGACAGAAGUGGCUAUCAGAAGAGACGUAAAGGACAUUUAUGAGAUGAUAGAGAAAACUGUUACCAUUCAUACAGGAUAUGUUAUGAUUAAGAGUGGUAGUUAUAGAGAGGGGUUUAGGUUGACAACUUCUGACAUUGAUCAGAUGCAUUGGUUUUGUGAUUAUAAAUUAAUAACUGACACAGCCCAGUCUCAGCUUUAUAAUACAUCAAAAAAUAUAUUUGUGCUAAUGGAAGAUUCUCAUACACCGCCAGGAUUUGUCAGAUUACGCCUCCUGACGCAUCCACGACACGAAAUCGCAAUAUCUUCUAUUGUUUUCUGUAACGAUGGUACGUAUAUGUCAAGUCGUCUGUGGAGAGAAUAUUAUUUUCAAGCCUUGCAUAAGAAAGGCAUCAACCUAGAAAAAUUAAAAAUUCAUGGUCCUUGUGCUAGUAGUAGUUCGUCUGGAGUUAUUGAAUUCGAUGAUGCCUGUUGUCUAGCAUCUUUUACUUGGCCUAAACUAAUACGAAGUUGGAUUGAGAGAUGCCAGAGACAUACCUGGCCUUCUGCAUUUGUGUUGGAAAAAAUUUUAAAAAAUGAAUGUCACUGUAUGCCUAUUGGGAGUAAAUUUGAAUCGCCUUAUAAUGAUCUGGAAUGGAGAUUAUCGUAUUCCCGAGCUGAAGAGCAACUAGUGUGUUCCAUGAAUCAUACACAAUUUUUAUGUUACGGGAUCUUGAAAAUAUUUCUGAAGGAGGUUAUCAAUUUCAGGGUGGAACCACUUCUGUGUUCAUAUUUCAUGAAGACCACAAUGUUCUGGAUGAUUCAAUUAGGUCACAUUAAAUGGUUUCCGGAUAAUUUAAUAGAUUGCUUUUGGAAGUGUUUCAAAUAUCUCAUACAUUGUGUUUAUCGAGAAGAUUUUCCAAACUUUUUUAUUCCACAGAACAACAUGUUCAUGAACAAAAUUGUUGAUGAUGCACGUGAAUCUCUUUUACAACAGCUUUAUCAGUAUUACAGAAUAGGUGUGUCCUGUUUACUUCUGAGUCCGACUCUCAAGUCAAUUCUAGAACCAGCUCUCAGUAGCCCGUCUUUAGAAAUAUCUGCUGCUGAGGGAGAAAUUAUAAGUAUAGCAGAUUCAGAUAUUUGUGGCAUGACUGAAAUAUUCAAAUCAUCUUUUUCUUCUCAAUAUAUAUGGGAGUCUUAUCUUUAUCUAAAAUUAAUCAACACACUAUCUCGGUUUUUACUCACACCGUACCAGUUGUUAACAUUACAGUACUGUACUGCUCAGUCUCUUGUUAGUUUAGCCUUCAAAAUGGCAAACAGUACCUCAUGUUACACACAUAAAAACAUCUAUAACUUAGAUACAAUAAUUUGUGGCAUAUUGAGAAUGGCAGCAAGAUUAGGUCCUGUGUCUGUCUUAUUAUAUUUGUCAUUGUAUUAUUAUAGAACGGGGAGAUUUGAUAAAACACUGCAUACCACUUAUAUCACUAAAGAAAGACUAUCAAAGACCUUUAUUUUGUAUAAUGAAAAUGUUGAUAGGCAAUUGUACAAUGAAGCUGUAGGAAAUCGGUCUUUGUCUCGAAGAAUGAAGAUAGCCUGGGUACACCAUGUGCUUUCAUUUACAAAUACUCCAUGUAUUGAAGAAUUAUGUUUAGAACAGUGUGUGAGUCAACAUGAUGGAGUGCCAUUUUUUAGCGUAUCACCGUUUGUUAUAGUAGAGAUGUUGUCUGUUUUAUCUCACUAUAGACUAGGUAAUAGAUCUCAGUGUUUACAGUCACUUACAGACCUACAGACACUGCUGAUCUAUGAUGACGGGACAUAUGUGCCUUUACAAGAAAGAGACCUAUCCUGGCAGAUACUAGGAAUCUGUCAACAAGUUGUGGGAGACUUACACGGGGCUUUACAGUCUUAUGAAGAGUCGCUCAAACAGGAACCAUUCCACAGAAUAAAAGAAGCUACAGACUUUAGAAUAAAAUGUGUUAAACAACAAUUACAGAGAAAUGGACAGGUGUAAAGAUAGAUUUCUUGAUGUUUCUAUCUUAACUUAAAGAACUGUAGAGGUAUUUGUACGACAAAAACACAGAUAAAACGUAACUGUGUGGAGAUAAUAUGCCCUGAAACUAAAGUAUACUGGAAAAAUGUAAUAUGUUUAUAUGAUAUAUAUUGAGAAUACGUCUUCAAAAGCUAUAAAACUACGAAAGAAUUCUAUAUUUGCAUCAACUGAAUAUUUUUUCUAUUAUUUCUUAUGAUGAUUAUUAUAACCACUUCCUUUAAUCAUUCUUUUAACGCUGACCGGUUAGACCGGUUUUUAAGUAGUUGGCUCAUCAAUAUACCAUAACGUACAGAUCAAUAAUACAAUAUAUUUUACAUACA